AUCAGACAUUGUUUUAACUUAAAUAUUUUACCUCGAAUGUUGGAAACGAAGUGGACAGUGAUUAAGAAAAAUUUUUCCUUAUAAGAAAACUUCAAAUGGUAUCGCAGUCAUAUCCCCCACACUUCCGCAGAAAAACGCUACAUCGUGUCUGCAUUGAAAGGUGCAGUAAGAGAAACAGAAGGGUUAAUUGUGUAUUAGUUUAUACUUGAUUCUCCGAGACAUGUAACGAACAAUAGUGACGGGAUUACAAUGCAAGACGACAUUUUUCCGGCUGCAGAGAAAAUCCUUUCCGACAUCGAAAAUGUGGUGAAGAAGAAUCCGUCACUGAAAAGUUUCGAAAUAGUCCCCGCGGAGGAUAAUGAAAACAAAUCGCCGGUGUUCCACCAGGAAGACUACCUCGGUUUAGCGUCCUGGUGCGUGCAACCACUUUACUGCUACGCUUACCGUCGCCUCUUCGAACUUCGCCAGAAUAAGCACAGACGAGAGGAGCCUAUUACUGUUGCAAGAUGGUUGCUGGGAGCUUUGUUAUUAAAUCCAGACGUUACAACGUUCUGGAACAUGCGACGAGAGUUAGUAAGGGGACACAAGUUGGAAGCAACCGAGGAAUUCUCGUUUUCACGAUUAGUGCUUUACCAUAAGCCGAAAUGCUUCGAGGCGUUCGCCUACCGACGGUGGUUACUGUCCUAUGUACUGAACUCUAAGGACACCCGUUACGAUCCUGAACCAACGGAAUCGCCGUUGUGCACGGAAUUGGACAUAGCGGCAACGUGCGCUGACCGAUACGCGAGUAAUUAUCACGCAUGGAGUCAUAGGCGUCACAUAAUGACCCUACGCGAAUCACGGGCAUUCACUUAUCCGACGCUCGAAACCGAAUGGAAGAAUUCUCUUGCUUGGUGUCAACGACACGUGUCGGAUUACAGCGGACUCUCCUAUCGACAGUUCUUGCUGAGGAAGUACAUGUUCGAGUUGAAAGAACCAUCGAAAGAACUGUUUAGAAAGUGUCCCGACGCCGGUGAACAAUGUACAGAGGAACUGUUUGAUUACAUUAAAUCAAACAUCGGUGACACGGAGGAAGCCGAUAAACUGCAAAGGCUGUUCUCUACGACCAACGCGGAAUUCCGUACGACUUCCUUGAGAAUGGAACAACAAGCGUAUUUCCGUGCUUUGUCUUACUGGGUGGAAGAAUGUCGCGUGAACGACAACAGUAUUUCCAUGUACCACGGUCACGAGUCUCUCUGGUGUCACCGUAGGUUCCUCGCUUAUCUUCUAACGCGCUUCAUAGAAUCCUACGGGAAGCAUCGUUCUUCCUGUAGGGACGCGAACGAGGUCAAGAGCGAAUCUAUUGAUAAAUCAAUCGAAACGAAGGAUGUCGAAAAGAUGGUGGUUACGAUAGACGACGAUGUAACUUUGUACCACGAUUUUCUCGUCCAAGCUUUCCGUGCCUCGACCGAGAGAAUCGGUAACGUUGCGACGAAACGAGAUCAACACGAAAAGAUGCUCGUAGAGAGAUUUUUGAAAUUUCUGAAAAGCAUCGGGUUCGAGAUUAGGUCGUGAUUUUAUUAGCCACGAACGAAAUUAUACCUUUCCGGGUAAAAACAGAUAAAAAGAAAGGAAAAAAAAUGGUAUGUAAUCUUAUAAAUAAUAUAAUAUAGUAUCAGACAUAGAGGAAUAACGCAAUAAUUGUAAUUCUGUAUUCCAGGCAGAUGUUAUUCCUAGGCGUGUAUCUACUACCCAUGAAUUGUAUCUCUCAUUAGUGCUCUCUCGUGUGACCCAUUCGCACGGCGAACCCUCUGUGCAUAAAUGAUAGCGCCGUUUCAAUACGUAAGAUUUAAUCAGUAAUGUAGAUCAGAUGGAAUGAGUAUCAAUAUUUAUUUUUGAGACGUUUAUGGUGCAUCGUAUGAAGGUAAACCUCAAAUAAACCGGACACGAGAUCGUGUCGUAAUAAUCAAAGGGAAAGAACACGAAAUCGGUCAGCGUUUGAUUUUUCUAAAUGCUGUCCAACCUUAUUCAGGAGAAUAUUAUUAUAAUUGCGUGAUACAAAAGAAAAAAAAGUGUCUUUUGAGGCUAUAGGGAAGUAUUAUAGCGAGACAAACGUGUAUAGCGGUAUGUUGAUAAAAGUUCGAAGAAAAGAAAGAUGUUAGUUUUGUAAUCGUAUGUUUUUAGUCACCUUAGAAUAGCGAGGGCCUGCGCGCAGGCCAUUUUACAUCAUCAGGCCAGUUGCUUUCACGCGACUAGGUACAUAUGCGACAUUGGCCACGUUGUCCUUCUUUGGCACGACAAUCUGACCAAAAAUAAACUUUUAGAAUUUUGACUGAACUCUUCAGUCUACCGGGAACGGUCGCUGAGCGCGUGCGAUCGUCAGGAUUUUCGGCCACCAACUUCUAUAACUUCCGUUUCAUUGUUACAUGUUAAUAAAGUUCAGUAAAUCCUGUCAA
Messenger RNA from Osmia bicornis bicornis, 2435 nucleotides. It is a transcript of the gene temp, whose product is annotated as protein prenyltransferase alpha subunit repeat-containing protein 1. Gene Ontology annotation, biological process: protein prenylation. The record is from RefSeq and is a predicted model, not a curated record. Gene Ontology annotation, cellular component: cytoplasm. The transcript has 3 exons. Bases 250 to 1554 code for a protein of 434 amino acids. Gene Ontology annotation, molecular function: protein prenyltransferase activity. NCBI's taxonomy places the organism in Eukaryota, Metazoa, Arthropoda, Insecta, Hymenoptera, Megachilidae.